UGGUCCAGUACAGCAGAGAUGCAGAGGUCAGUUUCUAUCUGAACACACAUGACACCAGAGAUGAUGUUUUGGGUGCAGUCAGAGGGCUGAGACACAGAGGAGGCAGACCCCUCAACACCGGGGCAGCCCUCCAAUACGUCAGGGACAAUGUCUUCACAAACUCUGCUGGCAGCAGGAGUCUGCAAGGUGUUCCACAGAUGUUGAUCCUUCUAAAUGGCGGAAGGUCUUUUGAUGAUGCGGAAACACCGGCCGCUGCUCUCAGAGACAAGGGCAUCAUUGUGUUUGGCAUUGGAGCAGGAAGGGCUGCCGGGGCAGAGAUGAAAAACAUAGCAUAUGACCCCAGUUAUGCUGUGUCUGUGUCUGAUUUCUCUGACCUCCCCAAUGUCCAAGAGCAGCUCUCUUCUGUAAUGAGCACAACAGUAGUGCAGGUCACGACAAUUACACCAAAUGUAACCGUGGUGAGACAGCAAGCGGGAAGAGAUGUUGUUUUCUUAUUGGAUGGAUCUGAUGGUACUAGAAAUGAAUUCCCAGCCAUGCAAAACUUUGUCCAGAGAAUGGUAGAGAGACUGAAUGUGGAUGAAAACAGAGAUCGUGUGUCAGUGGUUCAGUACAGCAGAGAUCCUGCUGUCCAGUUCUACCUGAACACUUACUCAACAAAAGGAGAAGUCCUUGGCACAAUCAGAGGUUUGAGGCACAAAGGUGGAAGACCCCUGAACACUGGUGCAGCACUUCAGUACUUGAAGGAUAACAUCUUCACGGCCUCUGCUGGAAGCAGGCGCCAAGAAGGAGUGCCACAAGUGUUGAUAUUGUUAAGCGGUGGCAGGUCUAAUGACAGUGUUGAUGCACCGGCGUCUGCUCUCAAAGAAAUGGGUGUCUUGACAUUUACAAUUGGAACCAGAAACACAGACCCGAGAGAAAUGCAAAAGAUUUCACAUGAGCCGAGUAAGGCUGUCUCUGUGUCUGACUUCAGUGACCUCCCCAAUAUCCAGCAACAACUUGAGUCCUCUGUUGAGACUGUAAUUGUUGAGGCAGCCCCUGAAUCACCAACUGCACCUGUUGACAGUGCCAACAAGGAUAUAGUUUUCCUUCUGGAUGAUUCUGAUGCAACAAGAAAUGGCUUCCCUGCCAUGCGUGAUUUUGUGGAGAGAGUGGUGAAAACACUUAAUAUAGGUGAAAACACUGACCAUGUGUCUGUGGUCCAGUACAGCAGAGAUGCAGAGGUCAGUUUCUAUCUGAACACACAUGACACCAGAGAUGAUGUUUUGGGUGCAGUCAGAGGGCUGAGACACAGAGGAGGCAGACCCCUCAACACCGGGGCAGCCCUCCAAUACGUCAGGGACAAUGUCUUCACAAACUCUGCUGGCAGCAGGAGUCUGCAAGGUGUUCCACAGAUGUUGAUCCUUCUAAAUGGCGGAAGGUCUUUUGAUGAUGCGGAAACACCGGCCGCUGCUCUCAGAGACAAGGGCAUCAUUGUGUUUGGCAUUGGAGCAGGAAGGGCUGCCGGGGCAGAGAUGAAAAACAUAGCAUAUGACCCCAGUUAUGCUGUGUCUGUGUCUGAUUUCUCUGACCUCCCCAAUGUCCAAGAGCAGCUCUCUUCUGUAAUGAGCACAACAGUAGUGCAGGUCACGACAAUUACACCAAAUGUAACCGUGGUGAGACAGCAAGCGGGAAGAGAUGUUGUUUUCUUAUUGGAUGGAUCUGAUGGUACUAGAAAUGAAUUCCCAGCCAUGCAAAACUUUGUCCAGAGAAUGGUAGAGAGACUGAAUGUGGAUGAAAACAGAGAUCGUGUGUCAGUGGUUCAGUACAGCAGAGAUGCUGCUGUCCAGUUCUACCUGAACACUUAUUCAACAAAAGGAGAAGUCCUUGGCACAAUCAGAGGUUUGAGGCACAAAGGUGGAAGACCCCUGAACACUGGUGCAGCACUUCAGUACUUGAAGGAUAACAUCUUCACGGCCUCUGCUGGAAGCAGGCGCCAAGAAGGAGUGCCACAAGUGUUGAUAUUGUUAAGCGGUGGCAGGUCUAAUGACAGUGUUGAUGCACCGGCGUCUGCUCUCAAAGAAAUGGGUGUCUUGACAUUUACAAUUGGAACCAGAAACACAGACCCGAGAGAAAUGCAAAAGAUUUCACAUGAGCCGAGUAAGGCUGUCUCUGUGUCUGACUUCAAUGACCUCCCCAAUGUCCAGCAACAACUUGAGUCCUCUGUUGAGACUGUAAUUGUUGAGGCAGCCCCUGAAUCACCAACUGCACCUGUUGACAGUGCCAACAAGGAUAUAGUUUUCCUUCUGGAUGAUUCUGAUGCAACAAGAAAUGGCUUCCCUGCCAUGCGUGAUUUUGUGGAGAGAGUGGUGCAAAACCUUAAUAUAGGUGAAAACACUGACCAUGUGUCUGUGGUCCAGUACAGCAGAGAUGCAGAGGUCAGUUUCUAUCUGAACACACAUGACACCAGAGAUGAUGUUUUGGGUGCAGUCAGAGGGCUGAGACACAGAGGAGGCAGACCCCUCAACACCGGGGCAGCCCUCCAAUACGUCAGGGACAAUGUCUUCACAAACUCUGCUGGCAGCAGGAGUCUGCAAGGUGUUCCACAGAUGUUGAUCCUUCUAAAUGGCGGAAGGUCUUUUGAUGAUGCGGAAACACCGGCCGCUGCUCUCAGAGACAAGGGCAUCAUUGUGUUUGGCAUUGGAGCAGGAAGGGCUGCCGGGGCAGAGAUGAAAAACAUAGCAUAUGACCCCAGUUAUGCUGUGUCUGUGUCUGAUUUCUCUGACCUCCCCAAUGUCCAAGAGCAGCUCUCUUCUGUAAUGAGCACAACAGUAGUGCAGGUCACGACAAUUACACCAAAUGUAACCGUGGUGAGACAGCAAGCGGGAAGAGAUGUUGUUUUCUUAUUGGAUGGAUCUGAUGGUACUAGAAAUGAAUUCCCAGCCAUGCAAAACUUUGUCCAGAGAAUGGUAGAGAGACUGAAUGUGGAUGAAAAAAGAGAUCGUGUGUCAGUGGUUCAGUACAGCAGAGAUGCUGCUGUCCAGUUCUACCUGAACACUUAUUCAACAAAAGGAGAAGUCCUUGGCACAAUCAGAGGUUUGAGGCACAAAGGUGGAAGACCCCUGAACACUGGUGCAGCACUUGAGUACUUGAAGGAUAACAUCUUCACGGCCUCUGCUGGAAGCAGGCGCCAAGAAGGAGUGCCACAAGUGUUGAUAUUGUUAAGCGGUGGCAGGUCUUUUGACAGUGUUGAUGCACCGGCGUCUGCUCUCAAAGAAAUGGGUGUCUUGACAUUUACAAUUGGAACCAGAAACACAGACCCGAGAGAAAUGCAAAAGAUUUCACAUGAGCCGAGUAAGGCUGUCUCUGUGUCUGACUUCAAUGACCUCCCCAAUGUCCAGCAACAACUUGAGUCCUCUGUUGAGACUGUAAUUGUUGAGGCAGCCCCUGAAUCACCAACUGCACCUGUUGACAGUGCCAACAAGGAUAUAGUUUUCCUUCUGGAUGAUUCUGAUGCAACAAGAAAUGGCUUCCCUGCCAUGCGUGAUUUUGUGGAGAGAGUGGUGAAAACACUUAAUAUAGGUGAAAACACUGACCAUGUGUCUGUGGUCCAGUACAGCAGAGAUGCAGAGGUCAGUUUCUAUCUGAACACACAUGACACCAGAGAUGAUGUUUUGGGUGCAGUCAAAGGGCUGAGACACAGAGGAGGCAGACCCCUCAACACCGGGGCAGCCCUCCAAUACGUCAGGGACAAUGUCUUCACAAACUCUGCUGGCAGCAGGAGUCUGCAAGGUGUUCCACAGAUGUUGAUCCUUCUAAAUGGCGGAAGGUCUUUUGAUGAUGCGGAAACACCGGCCGCUGCUCUCAGAGACAAGGGCAUCAUUGUGUUUGGCAUUGGAGCAGGAAGGGCUGCCGGGGCAGAGAUGAAAAACAUAGCAUAUGACCCCAGUUAUGCUGUGUCUGUGUCUGAUUUCUCUGACCUCCCCAAUGUCCAAGAGCAGCUCUCUUCUGUAAUGAGCACAACAGUAGUGCAGGUCACGACAAUUACACCAAAUGUAACCGUGGUGAGACAGCAAGCGGGAAGAGAUGUUGUUUUCUUAUUGGAUGGAUCUGAUGGUACUAGAAAUGAAUUCCCAGCCAUGCAAAACUUUGUCCAGAGAAUGGUAGAGAGACUGAAUGUGGAUGAAAACAGAGAUCGUGUGUCAGUGGUUCAGUACAGCAGAGAUCCUGCUGUCCAGUUCUACCUUAACACUUACUUCACAAAAGGAGAAGUCCUUGGCACAAUCAGAGGUUUGAGGCACAAAGGUGGAAGACCCCUGAACACUGGUGCAGCACUUCAGUACUUGAAGGAUAACAUCUUCACGGCCUCUGCUGGAAGCAGGCGCCAAGAAGGAGUGCCACAAGUGUUGAUAUUGUUAAGCGGUGGCAGGUCUUUUGACAGUGUUGAUGCACCGGCGUCUGCUCUCAAACAAAUGGGUGUCUUGACAUUUACAAUUGGAACCAGAAACACAGACCCGAGAGAAAUGCAAAAGAUUUCACAUGAGCCGAGUAAGGCUGUCUCUGUGUCUGACUUCAAUGACCUCCCCAAUGUCCAGCAACAACUUGAGUCCUCUGUUGAGACUGUAAUUGUUGAGGCAGCCCCUGAAUCACCAACUGCACCUGUUGACAGUGCCAACAAGGAUAUAGUUUUCCUUCUGGAUGAUUCUGAUGCAACAAGAAAUGGCUUCCCUGCCAUGCGUGAUUUUGUGGAGAGAGUGGUGCAAACACUUAAUAUAGGUGAAAACACUGACCAUGUGUCUGUGGUCCAGUACAGCAGAGAUGCAGAGGUCAGUUUCUAUCUGAACACACAUGACACCAGAGAUGAUGUUUUGGGUGCAGUCAGAGGGCUGAGACACAGAGGAGGCAGACCCCUCAACACCGGGGCAGCCCUCCAAUACGUCAGGGACAAUGUCUUCACAAACUCUGCUGGCAGCAGGAGUCUGCAAGGUGUUCCACAGAUGUUGAUCCUUCUAAAUGGCGGAAGGUCUUUUGAUGAUGCGGAAACACCGGCCGCUGCUCUCAGAGACAAGGGCAUCAUUGUGUUUGGCAUUGGAGCAGGAAGGGCUGCCGGGGCAGAGAUGAAAAACAUAGCAUAUGACCCCAGUUAUGCUGUGUCUGUGUCUGAUUUCUCUGACCUCCCCAAUGUCCAAGAGCAGCUCUCUUCUGUAAUGAGCACAACAGUAGUGCAGGUCACGACAAUUACACCAAAUGUAACCGUGGUGAGACAGCAAGCGGGAAGAGAUGUUGUUUUCUUAUUGGAUGGAUCUGAUGGUACUAGAAAUGAAUUCCCAGCCAUGCAAAACUUUGUCCAGAGAAUGGUAGAGAGACUGAAUGUGGAUGAAAACAGAGAUCGUGUGUCAGUGGUUCAGUACAGCAGAGAUCCUGCUGUCCAGUUCUACCUGAACACUUAUUCAACAAAAGGAGAAGUCCUUGGCACAAUCAGAGGUUUGAGGCACAAAGGUGGAAGACCCCUGAACACUGGUGCAGCACUUCAGUACUUGAAGGAUAACAUCUUCACGGCCUCUGCUGGAAGCAGGCGCCAAGAAGGAGUGCCACAAGUGUUGAUAUUGUUAAGCGGUGGCAGGUCUAAUGACAGUGUUGAUGCACCGGCGUCUGCUCUCAAACAAAUGGGUGUCUUGACAUUUACAAUUGGAACCAGAAACACAACAGACCCGAGAGAAAUGCAAAAGAUUUCACAUGAGCCGAGUAAGGCUGUCUCUGUGUCUGACUUCAAUGACCUCCCCAAUGUCCAGCAACAACUUGAGUCCUCUGUUGAGACUGUAAUUGUUGAGGCAGCCCCUGAAUCACCAACUGCACCUGUUGACAGUGCCAACAAGGAUAUAGUUUUCCUUCUGGAUGAUUCUGAUGCAACAAGAAAUGGCUUCCCUGCCAUGCGUGAUUUUGUGGAGAGAGUGGUGAAAACACUUAAUAUAGGUGAAAACACUGACCAUGUGUCUGUGGUCCAGUACAGCAGAGAUGCAGAGGUCAGUUUCUAUCUGAACACACAUGACACCAGAGAUGAUGUUUUGGGUGCAGUCAGAGGGCUGAGACACAGAGGAGGCAGACCCCUCAACACCGGGGCAGCCCUCCAAUACGUCAGGGACAAUGUCUUCACAAACUCUGCUGGCAGCAGGAGUCUGCAAGGUGUUCCACAGAUGUUGAUCCUUCUAAAUGGCGGAAGGUCUUUUGAUGAUGCGGAAACACCGGCCGCUGCUCUCAGAGACAAGGGCAUCAUUGUGUUUGGCAUUGGAGCAGGAAGGGCUGCCGGGGCAGAGAUGAAAAACAUAGCAUAUGACCCCAGUUAUGCUGUGUCUGUGUCUGAUUUCUCUGACCUCCCCAAUGUCCAAGAGCAGCUCUCUUCUGUAAUGAGCACAACAGUAGUGCAGGUCACGACAAUUACACCAAAUGUAACCGUGGUGAGACAGCAAGCGGGAAGAGAUGUUGUUUUCUUAUUGGAUGGAUCUGAUGGUACUAGAAAUGAAUUCCCAGCCAUGCAAAACUUUGUCCAGAGAAUGGUAGAGAGACUGAAUGUGGAUGAAAACAGAGAUCGUGUGUCAGUGGUUCAGUACAGCAGAGAUCCUGCUGUCCAGUUCUACCUUAACACUUAUUCAACAAAAGGAGAAGUCCUUGGCACAAUCAGAGGUUUGAGGCACAAAGGUGGAAGACCCCUGAACACUGGUGCAGCACUUCAGUACUUGAAGGAUAACAUCUUCACGGCCUCUGCUGGAAGCAGGCGCCAAGAAGGAGUGCCACAAGUGUUGAUAUUGUUAAGCGGUGGCAGGUCUUUUGACAGUGUUGAUGCACCGGCGUCUGCUCUCAAACAAAUGGGUGUCUUGACAUUUACAAUUGGAACCAGAAACACAGACCCAAGAGAAAUGCAAAAGAUUUCACAUGAGCCGAGUAAGGCUGUCUCUGUGUCUGACUUCAAUGACCUCCCCAAUGUCCAGCAACAACUUGAGUCCUCUGUUGAGACUGUAAUUGUUGAGGCAGCCCCUGAAUCACCAACUGCACCUGUUGACAGUGCCAACAAGGAUAUAGUUUUCCUUCUGGAUGAUUCUGAUGCAACAAGAAAUGGCUUCCCUGCCAUGCGUGAUUUUGUGGAGAGAGUGGUGAAAACACUUAAUAUAGGUGAAAACACUGACCAUGUGUCUGUGGUCCAGUACAGCAGAGAUGCAGAGGUCAGUUUCUAUCUGAACACACAUGACACCAGAGAUGAUGUUUUGGGUGCAGUCAGAGGGCUGAGACACAGAGGAGGCAGACCCCUCAACACCGGGGCAGCCCUCCAAUACGUCAGGGACAAUGUCUUCACAAACUCUGCUGGCAGCAGGAGUCUGCAAGGUGUUCCACAGAUGUUGAUCCUUCUAAAUGGCGGAAGGUCUUUUGAUGAUGCGGAAACACCGGCCGCUGCUCUCAGAGACAAGGGCAUCAUUGUGUUUGGCAUUGGAGCAGGAAGGGCUGCCGGGGCAGAGAUGAAAAACAUAGCAUAUGACCCCAGUUAUGCUGUGUCUGUGUCUGAUUUCUCUGACCUCCCCAAUGUCCAAGAGCAGCUCUCUUCUGUAAUGAGCACAACAGUAGUGCAGGUCACGACAAUUACACCAAAUGUAACCGGUAAGAUUGACAGUGCCAACAAGGAUAUAGUUUUCCUUCUGGAUGAUUCUGAUGCAACAAGAAAUGGCUUCCCUGCCAUGCGUGAUUUUGUGGAGAGAGUGGUGAAAACACUUAAUAUAGGUGAAAACACUGACCAUGUGUCUGUGGUCCAGUACAGCAGAGAUGCAGAGGUCAGUUUCUAUCUGAACACACAUGACACCAGAGAUGAUGUUUUGGGUGCAGUCAGAGGGCUGAGACACAGAGGAGGCAGACCCCUCAACACCGGGGCAGCCCUCCAAUACGUCAGGGACAAUGUCUUCACAAACUCUGCUGGCAGCAGGAGUCUGCAAGGUGUUCCACAGAUGUUGAUCCUUCUAAAUGGCGGAAGGUCUUUUGAUGAUGCGGAAACACCGGCCGCUGCUCUCAGAGACAAGGGCAUCAUUGUGUUUGGCAUUGGAGCAGGAAGGGCUGCCGGGGCAGAGAUGAAAAACAUAGCAUAUGACCCCAGUUAUGCUGUGUCUGUGUCUGAUUUCUCUGACCUCCCCAAUGUCCAAGAGCAGCUCUCUUCUGUAAUGAGCACAACAGUAGUGCAGGUCACGACAAUUACACCAAAUGUAACCGUGGUGAGACAGCAAGCGGGAAGAGAUGUUGUUUUCUUGUUGGAUGGAUCUGAUGAUACUAGAAAUGAAUUCCCAGCCAUGCAAAACUUUGUCCAGAGAAUGGUAGAGAGACUGAAUGUGGAUGAAAACAGAGAUCGUGUGUCAGUGGUUCAGUACAGCAGAGAUCCUGCUGUCCAGUUCUACCUGAACACUUACUCAACAAAAGGAGAAGUCCUUGGCACAAUCAGAGGUUUGAGGCACAAAGGUGGAAGACCCCUGAACACUGGUGCAGCACUUGAGUACUUGAAGGAUAACAUCUUCACGGCCUCUGCUGGAAGCAGGCGCCAAGAAGGAGUGCCACAAGUGUUGAUAUUGUUAAGCGGUGGCAGGUCUUUUGACAGUGUUGAUGCACCGGCCUCUGCUCUCAAACAAAUGGGUGUCUUGACAUUUACAAUUGGAACCAGAAACACAGACCCGAGAGAAAUGCAAAAGAUUUCACAUGAGCCGAGUGCUUCUUUGACACUGAAUAGAUUCAGUGACCUCCCAAAUGUCCUACAGCAACUUCAGUCCUCAGUUGAGACUGUGAUAGUCAGAGGCCGAGACAGUUUCACUGAUAUUACCACUCAUAUUGCUGAAACACAAGGUCCGAAGAAGGAUAUUGUUUUUCUUCUUGAUGGGUCUGAUGGCGUUGGGCGGGAGUUCCCAAUCCUCCAGGAGUUCAUGAGAAGAGUUGUGGAAUCCCUCAAUGUUGGAGAGAACAAAAUCCGUAUUGGUGUUGUCCAGUAUGCUGACUCUCCACAAGCCGAUAUGUAUCUCAACUCCCAUUCAACCAAAGAGGCUGUCCUUAACGCUAUAAGUGGGUUACGGAGACGUGGAGGAAGGCAACGCAAUCUGGGUCAAGCUCUGGAGUUUCUCGACAGGGAUAUGAUAACACCAGCCCGUGGAAGCAGGAGGCAAGAAGGUGUCCCGCAGUUUGUAAUUGGAGUCUCCAGUGGUUCUUCUACAGAUAACAUUCAGCAGGCUGCAGCAUCACUGAAACGCUCCAGAGUCCUUCCUUUCAGCAUUGGAACCAGAGAUGUUGACCCAAAUGAACUUCGGAUUCUGUCCUAUGUACCCAACUUUGCGUACACUGUGGAUGAUCUUCCUGGCUUAUACACAGUUCAAGAAACUCUUAUCAACACUUUGACAGAGAUGUCUGAUGACGAUAUCGCAAGGCUGGCCCCAGUAUUUCCUGAAUAUGUAGCACCAGUCACACCAGCCCCAUCCGGAGAUGUCAAAAGAGAUGUUGUUUUCCUCAUUGAUGGAACAACAGCAGUGCGCAGUGAGUUUCCUGCCAUUCGAGAGAUGAUACGAAGAGUUGUGGAUAAGCUAGAUGUGGGACUUGAUGCUGUUAGGAUCUCUGUGGUACAAUACAGUGAGAACCCAAGAGUUGAAUUUCUCUUAAAUGAACACUCUACCGCGCAAGAGGUCCGCAAUGCUGUGCAGAGACUGAGGAGUCGAGGUGGCAAUGUCCUCAACACCGGUCGGGCUCUUGAGUAUGUUGGAAGAAACAUCUACCAGAGAUCAGCAGGAAGUCGAAUUGAGGAGGGUGUUCCACAGUUUCUCAUUUUGGUCACUGGAGGAAAGUCUUCUGAUGAUGUGUCAUCUGCCGCUGAUCAGUUAAAGAGGAACCAGAUUGCGCCUCUUGCUGUUGGCUCCAAAAACGCUGAUGCGGAUGAGCUGAGAGAAAUUUCUCUGAAACCAGAAUUUGCCCAUAAAGUCGACUCUUUCAAUGAACUUCCAAGUGUUGAGAAUAAACUGCUGGAUUCAGUCAAAACUACAUCCACCACUGAUAUUAUCCAAGGUUAUGUCCCUGGACCUCGACCUCCUGUGGAUGUUGAAAUUGCCAAUCUUGGAAGAAAGGACAUAAUCUUCCUUAUUGAUGGCUCUGACAAUACUGGAGCCUCAGGCAUUGCUCACAUCCGCGAUUUCAUCCUCAACACUGUGCAGCAGUUGGAUGUGCAGCCAGACCAAGUGCGUGUGGGAAUAGUUCAGUAUUCCGACAGAGUCAAAACUGAAUUCUCUCUGAAUUCCCACAACAACAAAGCAGCUGUUUUAUCGGCCAUUAAGAGGCUCAGGCAAAUGGGUGGUCGCUCUUCAGACCUUGCAGAUGCCAUCAACUAUGUCAUACAAAAUGAGCUUAAACCAUCAGCUGGAGUUCGCCCAAUCGAGGCUUCACAACAUCUCGUGGUCCUGACUGGUGGACGAUCAUCCCAAGAUGUGGCUAUUUUUGGUCCACUGCUCAGGAGCGCUAGGGUGAAUUGCAUUGGUGUUGGUGCAUCUGGUGCUGAUAGAAGACAGCUACAACAAAUCGCCACCAACCCAGAAGAUGUUCUUCAUGUGCCAACGUUCCCAUCCCUGCCAGUACUCAAAGACACGCUCAUCACCAGACUGAGAGGAACAAUUGAAGAAAUCCCAACUGUGAUUGAAGUUGGGGGUGACGCAAAAAAGGCAGACAUUGUAUUUUUGGUAGAUGGCUCCAUAAACUUGGGCAAGGACAACUUCCGCGAGGUCAUGAACUUUGUGACCAAUCUAAUCGACCUAUUCUACAACGAGAAAGAUGAACUGAGAUUUGCCCUUGCACAUUACGCCACAGAUGUCACUGAUGUCUUCUUCCUAAAUACAUACAACAACAAGGACGAUAUUAUUAGUGCUAUUGGGAGGGCUGAGUAUAAAGGAGGACGUAGAAUCAACACUGGUGCAGCAAUCAAGCAUGUUCAAGAUAAGCAUUUCAUCAAAGGAAAGGGUAGCAGGAGAGAUGAAGGCAUUCCUCAAAUCCUUAUGCUUAUUACUGGUGGUCGAUCAGCUGAUGAUAGCAAAGCUGCAGCUCUUGCACUGAAGAAUACCAAAACCAGGAUCUUUACGGUUGGAGUUGGAGACAAUUUAGAUGAGUUGGAAACCCUAGCUAGUGAGCCAUCCACUGUAGCCAGAGCAAGGACCUAUCAGGAGCUGUCUGAGCUGAAUGAGCAGAUCCUGGAAGCGCUUGCAGAUGAAGUGAAGGGGAAGCCUGUCUGUGUUCUGACUGAAACCACUGCCAAACCUUGCAACAUUGAAGUCCUGCUGGGUUUUGAUGUGAAUGCCCAGAACAUCUUCAGUGCUCAGACUAACCUCCAGAACAAGAUGGGGGCCAUUUUACAGAGGAUUUCUAAAAUAGCAUCGAUCAGUUGCUCUUCAGGGCAGGUUCCUACUAUUCAUCUUGGAAUGUUGGCCAUGGGCUCCUCUGGUGACGCUGUACAGUUGGAUUUCACUGAUAAUGCAAAUGAGCUGUUUGAGGGAUUCAGAGGACUACGCACACGAGGGCCAUUUGUUCUCAAUGGACAAACUAUUUCAGCCUAUAACACAAGGUUCAAAAGCAGACAGAACGAUGUUGUGAAGGUUGUCAUUCAUCUGACUGAUGGCUUGGAUGGAUCAUUCAAUGAAAUAAAAGGAAGAGUUGAUGAACUGCAGGAGUCAGGAGUAAACAGCUUCAUCCUGGUUGGACUUGAACGAGUGCCUAAGUUUGAGGAGGCUUUGCAGCUUGAAUUUGGCAGAGGUUUCAGAUACACCAGACCUCUGCGCGUUAAUCUCAUGGACUUGGACUAUGAGCUGUUGGAAGAACUUGACAGCAUCGCAGAGAGGGAGUGCUGUGGUGUCCCAUGCAAAUGUACAGGAACCAGAGGAGACAGAGGAGCAGUUGGAUUUGGUGGACAAAAGGGAGAUCCAGGUCUUCCAGGAAGUCAAGGACAUCCCGGAGAUGAGGGUGGACCUGGAGACAGAGGUCCUCCUGGUGUGAAUGGUACUCAGGGUUUCCAGGGAUGUCCCGGACCAAGAGGCUCCAAGGGUGCACGAGGCUAUUCAGGAGAAAAGGGUGAAAAUGGAGAACUUGGUCUUGAUGGCAUCAAUGGAGAAGAUGGAAAAAGUGGAGUUGCUGGAGCAGGUGGAGACAGAGGAACACCAGGCAGAAGAGGACCCAAGGGGGCUAAAGGUCAAGCAGGAGAUAGAGGAGAAUUGGGAAUCCGUGGAGACCCUGGUCAAAGUGGUAGAGAUAGCAACGUCCGUGGACCCAAAGGAGAGCCUGGUGAUCCUGGUCUGCCGGGAGAACAAGGUGAUGAUGGAACUGCAGGCAUACGUGGAGAUGCUGGCAGAAGAGGAUCCAAUGGCAGAAGAGGAGCACCUGGGCAACCUGGAGCUAUUGGAAAACCCGGUCCCAACGGUGAGCCCGGAGAGCCCGGUGUUGCAGGCUCUAGAGGUAAACCCGGACCCCCAGGAACAAAAGGACCUAAAGGAGAGGAAGGAAACCCCGGACCAAGAGGACCUGGAGGAAGACCGGGCCCAGGUGGAGCAAAAGGCAGACCGGGAGCUCUUGGUCGCAAGGGAGAGCCAGGAGAUCCAGGAGUACAGGGUGACCAGGGUCCAGUGGGUCCAAGAGGAGAACCAGGUGAGGAUGGCAGAGACGGGUUAGGAACUCCAGGACCACCAGGGAGAAAGGGAGAUGAGGGAUUCCCGGGAUUACCAGGACCUAAAGGACCAGCUGGUGAUCCUGGAUCCAAGGGUGGACCAGGAAAGCGAGGAAACAGAGGACAGAGGGGCGUCUCUGGAGGCAUGGGCUCUCCUGGUCAGGGAGGAGAGCCCGGAUAUCCUGGACCAUAUGGCGAGAAAGGUCCUCGAGGUCCUGGGGUUGUGCAAUGUGACCUGGUUAAGAAGAUCAGGGAUAACUGUCCUUGCUGCUAUGGCAAGGAUGAGUGCCCUCUCUACCCCACCGAACUCGCUUUUGCCAUGGACGUGUCUGGAAACGUGGGUCCGGCAUUCAACAACAUGCGUGAAACUGUUCUCAAUUUGGUCCGUGACAUCACCAUCACCGAGAGCAACUGUCCUCGAGGCGCCCGUGUGGCUCUGGUCAUGUACAACAAUGAGGUUACCACGGAGAUAAGAUUCGCCGACAACUUGAAGAAACGUGCUCUGCUGAGUCAUAUCGAAGGACUGCAGACGAGGAGGACCGGAAAGGAGAGAAACCUGGCAACGGCGAUGACUUUUGUGGCACAUAAUACCUUCAAGAGAGUGCGAAGUGGGUUCCUCAUGAGAAAAGUGGCAGUGUUCUUUGUCGCUGGAGCAGUGUCGAAUACUCAAGCCAUCACCAGAGCAGCUCUCAAACUCCAUGAUGCUGGAAUCGCCACUGUGCUGCUGGUGAACAGUGAGAAUAGAGAGCUAACAAGAGCACUAACGGUAAACGGCACAGAUCUGGCCCAGGUGAUCGUCCUCCCAGGAAACACAGGAAGUGCUCAGUACAAAAAUGCCCUCCAGAUGAUCAAGAGCUGUCACGUCUGCUAUGAUGCCUGUGCUCCUGACCGGAUAUGCACCUACUCCCCUCCUCAGUUGAACCGUGACAAGAGAUCUGGCAUUACCGAUGCAGACAUAGACAUGAGUUUUGUGAUUGACAGCUCCGAGUCCACUUUCCCUUACACUUUCACCGAAAUCAAACGAUACAUCGCACACAUCGUGGAGCAACUAGAAAUCUCCUCAGACCCCAUAAACUCCCUCCACCAAGCCCGAGUCUCAGUUGCCCAGCAAGCACCAUAUAAGUACCUCCAAAACCGCACUGGGUCGCCUAUUCACAUCGAUAUCGGCUUGACGGAGCACCAGUCAUCACAGAGCGUGGUUAAAUUCUUGACUGAAAAGACACCGCAGUUAGAAGGAGGUCGAGCACUAGCAGCCGCCAUAGAAUCAGCAGUAGAGGAUAUUUUUGAGAAAGCACCAUCUCCACGGGACCGUAAAGUUUUGAUGCUUUUUGUGACCGGAAACGUGGAUAAAAACGAAGAUCAGCUGGUGAGAAUUGCCACAGAGGUGAAGUGUAGAGGGUAUUUCCUGGUGAUUUUCGGAGUCGGAGAUGGAAUAAGGGCCGGAGAUGCCAGAGUCUUGUCCCGGAUGGCGUCUGAACCAUCAGAAGUGUUCUUUAAGAGGAUAAACAGUCUAUCAGAGUUUUACGACAAGCACAUCCUGACAUUUGGACAGCUCAUGCCCAAAUAUGUCACCAUUGAAAAUGCCUUCUACAUGUCUCCUGAAGUCUCCAAACACUGCAAGUGGUUCCAGAACGAUCAGCCAUUCAAAAACCCGUUCAUAACAUCACACCGCGGGAAACAUGAGAAACGCCAUGAAAAGCAGCAGGAGGUCCAUCAUCAUAAAACACACAAAGCAGAGUCAGAUGAGCUUCAUGUCUUUAACAUCACCUCCAACAGUAUGAAGUUCCGCUGGAGCAGCUCAGACCCCAAGCACUUUGUUUACUUCGAGGUGGUGGUGACUCGACUGAGCGAUCACGCCUUGGUCCUGAAGACAAAUGUGUCUGGUACUGAACUGUCCUUGGACAAUCUGCAGAGCGCCCAGUCCUACCAUGUCGUCGUCACGGCGCAGACAGCCGAUGGAAGCAUCGUAUCCACACGCAAGGGAAUUGUCACCACCAAAGCAGCAGCGCCUAAACCAGUCAUCCUCAACACCAACACUGAAACUACAACCACAGCUCCUCUGGAGAAACCAGUAACAGCUCCCGCUAUCUCUCUUUCACUGCUGUUAUUUUGGCAUGUUGCAGCUGUGAAUGCGUUUGCCGAUCCAUGCUUUCUUGACUAUGACCCGGGGGAUUCCUGCAAAGACUAUCAGGCUAAGUGGUUCUUUGACUAUAAGAACAGGAUCUGUACACAGUUCUGGUACGGAGGGUGCGGAGGCAAUGCUAACAGAUUUGAGACUGAGGCCCUCUGCUUGAGAACCUGCAUGAACACAGGUGAGUCAAAGGUGAGGCCAAGAUUAUACAGGAAUGGAAAGCCUGAGCCAGAACCUCAAAAAGAAGUAAAAAAAGAGAAGCAGGUGGAGCAAAAGGAGGUCCUCCCAGCACCAGCAGAGGCCCGUGCCCCGGUGAACAUCUGCCAGCAGCCCAAAGAGGAGGGGACGUGUGCGAAGUUUGUCCUGAAGUGGCACUACGACAGCAGCAGUAGGAGCUGUACGCGCUUCUGGUACGGAGGCUGCGGAGGAAACCAGAACCGCUUUGAGACCUACGAGCAGUGUGUCAAAACAUGCGGCAGACCAGUCCCCAUCCACCAGGGAGCCAUGACGUCUGUAAGAACAUAAGAGACAUCAACAUGGACACACCUGUUACCUAGGCGACCAUCUGGACUGCCCAUAACUGUAGAGAUGCAAUACCAACAUCAAACCAUAGGUGGCUGCACUGGAUUCUUCCACUCAAAACAAACUUUACCCCCAAAUCCUUGAAGUUUGUACACAACAAGAAGAGAAAGACACCAACACUUUUUGCUGCAUGUAAGGUUAAACAACUGGUGCUAUGUAGUAUGUUUUACAAAUGAAGUUUUUAAAUGUUUUUUUGAAUUUCCCAUGAUUGUUACGUCAAUGCAGUUUCAUAAUUAUGAAAUGUAUAGAUAUUGUGGACAAAUUUUGCAAUAAACCUUUAUGAGUAUAGUGAAAAUAUGUUUAAGAUUCACCUAUUAACUGUGCAAUUUCUUCACUUUAAGCAAUCACAACCAAGAGCUUUGAGUGCCUGUGCUAAAAGACAAUCAACCAGUACUUAGGUACAAAAAAAUCAAUACAAAAAAGUUCAAAUUAAGUGCACUUCUGGGUACAAAGCCUCGAAAAUACACGAUUGUAGCUAGAGAUUGAAUGUAAUUUUUGGAGCUGUUUUCUACUUAUGUUCCAUUUGUGUUUCAUCUGAGCAGAGGGGAAAUAAAAAUGAACAAAACUUUCUAAUAAACUUGAGCAACUCA
Messenger RNA from Boleophthalmus pectinirostris (great blue-spotted mudskipper), 15979 nucleotides. RefSeq names its product collagen, type VI, alpha 3 (gene col6a3). Lineage: Eukaryota; Metazoa; Chordata; Actinopteri; Gobiiformes; Gobiidae. The record is from RefSeq and is a predicted model, not a curated record. Gene Ontology annotation, molecular function: protein binding; serine-type endopeptidase inhibitor activity.